Messenger RNA from Rotaria socialis, 1836 nucleotides. The record is from the annotation of a GenBank genome assembly. Lineage: Eukaryota; Metazoa; Rotifera; Eurotatoria; Philodinida; Philodinidae.
AUGCAUUUUCAUCAUCGUCACCAUGGAGGAGAGCCUAAUAAUUAUGGCUCAGAGUCGUUGAAAAACGAUCGCGAUGUUGGCCUCUCAUUUUUAUAUCACGCAACAAAAACUGGCACACGCUUGAGUUAUCCAGAACUUACAACAUAUUAUUCAUUAUCAUAUUUACCAAUGGCAUACUUAUCGAAAACGAAUGCACGUUCAAUUCAAUCGAAUUUUCAAAUUUUACUUUAUAAUUUUCUUGAAAGACCGGCCGGACUAAAAUGCUUUUUUUAUCAUUUUUUUGUAUUUAUGGUGGUGCUUGUUUGCCUAGUUCUAUCAGUAUUAUCAACCAUUGAAAGGUUCUCAUCAGCUAUAUCAAUACAUGUUUAUUGGAUUGAAAUAUUUCUUGUUGUUUUCUUUGGCGCUGAAUAUGCUUUAAGACUUUGGUCAGCCGGCUGUCGAAGUAAAUACAUGGGCGUAGCAGGACGUUUUCGUUUUGCACGAAAACCUAUUGCUGUGAUUGAUUUAAUAGUUAUCGUUGCAUCAACGUUGAUGAUAACAUUAGCCACCGAUAGGCAAACAUUUGCUGCAUCAGCAAUUCGUGGUGUUCGAUUUUUACAAAUUCUACGUGUUUUACACGUUGAUAGACAUGGUGGCACAUGGAGAUUGUUAGGAAGCGUCGUUUAUAUUCAUCGACAAGAAUUAAUUACAACACUGUAUAUUGGAUUUCUUGCGUUGAUUUCUUGUAGUUAUCUCGUUUAUAUUGCAGAAAAAGAUGAAAAAGGUGAAAAUAUUCGAGGUGCAAAAGGAAACGAUAGUCAUUUCGAAUCAUAUGCUGAUGCAUUAUGGUGGGGUGUUAUUACUAUAACAACAAUUGGAUAUGGUGAUGUUUAUCCGAUAACAUGGGUCGGAAAAAUAAUUGCAGCUUGCUUUGCCAUAUUUGCAAUAUCGUUUUUUGCUUUACCAGCUGGUAUACUUGGUUCUGGUUUCGCUCUUAAAGUCCAACAAAAACAACGACAAAAACAUUUUUCUCGACAAAUUCCAGCGGCAGCAACAUUAAUUCAGGCAGCAUGGCGUGUCUAUGCAAGUGCGCCUGGUUCAUCGUGUGUCGCGACAUGGAAUAUAUAUUUGCAUGUUGGUGAUCCAAAUCUGUCAUCAUCAAAUAAUAAAACAUACUCAACAACUAAUCAAACUUUCGGUGAAAAAACGGCCGAAAAACUUCGAUAUCUACGUUUAUCGGGUGCAGUACGAAAAAGUCGACCAAAACGGAAUAGUCAAGCAUCACCGAGUCUUUUACAAUCACCAAGAAUGAGCGAUACUCGAAAUUCAACUUCAUCAACAUCGAAUACAACAGGAUGCUAUUUAAUAUCGUCAAACGAUCAUGAUGAUGAAGAUUUUGAAGAAGAACCAAUUAAACUUUGGUCUUUAACUGAAGAUCACAAACGAAUGAUUCGUUGUGUUCGUAAAAUGCAAUUAAUCGUUGCUCGUAAACGUUUUCAACAAGCACGAAAACCUUAUGAUGUACGUGAUGUACUUGAACAAUAUUCACAUGGACAUAUUAACAUGAUGAUGCGAAUUAAAGAACUACAACGAAGACUUGAACAUAGUAUUGGUAAACAACCACCAUUAACUAAUGAGGAUCGUUCGAAGCUAACUGUUCUUGCACGUAUGCAACGUGUUGAAUGUGCAAUUAUUGAUAUGAAACAAACCAUGGACAAGAUUUAUACUUCAUUAAAGCGUAUAGAUGAUAGACUCCAUCAUGUAUCGAUUAGCAACAUGUCUCAUCAUCGAUCAGUGCGAUCAAAUAAUUAUCAUGCAGGUGUAAAAUUUUCUUCUGUUGACCAAGAAAUUCCAUGA